CAUGCCUAUGCCUAUGACCACUGGGAUAAUGAACGCAAAUUGGCCAAAUCUAAACAGAAAAAAUGACUCUCCAGUGCUUCGCGGCACUACAGUGCUCCAUUGUUCCCCACCAUCCAACCGUCCGUUUAGUUCAUCCCAAGAUCAUCUCUCCAACGCCAUCAUCAUCAACCAUAACAAGAAGGGGAGCUUUAUCCGCUGCUUUAAUCUCCACCACAUUCACGCUGCUCUUGACGCUGACACCUCCUUCAAAGUCCGCCAUAGCCGAAUUCUCAGAACUCCUAAACUCCGGCGGCGUCAAGGCUUUGGAGCUUCGCCUCGGUGACGGUGAAGUACCCGCCGACGGCGACCAGGUUGCUGUUCAUUACUAUGGAAGGUUGGCAGCAAAACAAGGAUGGCGCUUUGACUCGACAUAUGAUCACAAAGAUGAAAAUGGUGAACCGAUUCCUUUUGUAUUCGUUAUUGGGUCUGGGAAAGUCAUUUCAGGGAUUGAAACAGCUGUGAAAUCUAUGAAAGUGGGUGGUGUUCGUAGAGUUGUUAUACCGCCAUCACAAGGGUAUCAGAACACAUCACAGGAACCUGUACCACCUAAUUUUUUUGACAGGCAGAGACUGUUUACAACCAUUUUCAAUCCAACUCGUCUUGCUAAUGGAGAAGGCUCAACUUUGGGGACUCUUGUGUUUGAUAUUGAGUUGGUCAGCCUGAGACAUAAAUGAAGACUUCAAUUAUUCUUUGUCUCCUAUGCCAAUGCUUUGUCUCCUAUGCCAAAAUUUAAGCUGUAAGAAGAUACUUUUUAUUCAUUCUGGGAAAGGAGGUAUUUUACAUGGUCGAUGUGGCUUAUGAUUGCUUACUUCAGCUGUAAUAUAUAAACCAAUUGUCUGAAGGUGUACAAAAUUGUAGAUUCAAUGGAUUGCUGCUAAAUUUCAGCUCCACGUUGGAUAUCAUGUGUUAUCAGUCAAUAGGGAUGAUGGCUUUUGGUUGAGUGCAGUAGUUUCUUUUUUUUCCUUCUUUAGUUUGUCUUUUUUUAUAGGAGAGAAAACUUUGGAAUCUUAUACAGGGGGAAUGAAACAAGAGCUGUUGAAAAAA
Messenger RNA from Prunus avium (sweet cherry), 1083 nucleotides. Its product is annotated as FKBP-like peptidyl-prolyl cis-trans isomerase family protein. NCBI's taxonomy places the organism in Eukaryota, Viridiplantae, Streptophyta, Magnoliopsida, Rosales, Rosaceae. Gene Ontology annotation, molecular function: peptidyl-prolyl cis-trans isomerase activity. The record is from RefSeq and is a predicted model, not a curated record.